UGUGCCGGAGGUCAGCCGCGGCCCGGCCCUCGCUGCUGCCGCCCGGCCCCGCCGUGCCCGCGUCCUCCCGGCCGCUCCUCCCGGCUCGGACUCACUCAGUGAUGUGUAAGCCACAGGAUGCCCAGCAGCACCGGCAAGAGGUUUAAACCGACCAAAUACAUCCCCGUGUCUACAGCGGCCGCCUUGUUAGUGGGUUCGACGACUUUAUUUUUCGUUUUCACGUGCCCCUGGCUGACCAAAGCCAUCUCCCCAGCCAUCCCGGUGUACAAUGGGCUCGUGUUCUUGUUUGUGCUGGCAAACUUCAGCAUGGCUACUUUCAUGGACCCUGGAGUUUUUCCACGAGCAGAUGAAGAUGAAGAUAAAGACGAUGACUUCCGAGCUCCACUCUACAAGAAUGUGGAGAUUAAAGGAAUCCAAGUACGGAUGAAAUGGUGUGCAACCUGCCACUUCUACCGUCCUCCGCGCUGCUCUCACUGCAGUGUCUGUGACAACUGUGUUGAGGAUUUUGACCAUCACUGCCCAUGGGUCAACAAUUGCAUAGGACGGAGGAACUAUCGCUAUUUUUUUCUCUUCUUGCUGUCCUUAAGUACGCACAUGGUUGGAGUAUUCACCUUCGGCCUGAUUUUCAUAUUGAACCACAUGGAAAAGCUGGGAGCAGCUCAUACCACCAUUACAAUGGCUGUCAUGUGUGUGGCUGGGUUAUUCUUUAUUCCAGUCAUUGGUCUCACUGGUUUCCAUAUUGUUUUAGUGGCACGAGGACGCACGACCAACGAGCAGGUGACAGGUAAAUUUCGAGGGGGAGUGAAUCCUUUUACCCGAGGAUGCUGUGGAAAUGUGGAACACGUGCUCUGCAGCCCUUUGGCUCCCAGUCUCCUCCACCUUCCACUGCAGGGAAGCUGUUUCAUGAUAACUAGGUACAUAGUUGAACCCAAGAAGAAGCUGGCUGUGAGCGUGAAGCCUCCUUUCCUCAGACCUGAUUUAUCUGAACGACAGAUCACAGUGAAGAUCAGUGACAAUGGGAUCCAAGCCAACCUCAACCGGAGCAAGUCCAAAAUCAGUCUGGAAGGUCUGGAGGAUAAAGGUAUGGAUGUGCAACCACCGCUUCCACCCAAAGGAGAUCAAAGCAAAUACUCUGAGUUAAAAGGGCAGCUGGGGACCGGUGAAGAAAGUGGCCUUUCACCCAAGUUGAUCAGCCCUCCUACACCUGCCAUGUACAAGUACCGGCCGGCUUUCAGCAACAAUCCCAAAGUGCACUACCAUGCUGCUGCUGAGCAGAUCACCCUGCAGGAGGGACACAGCCAGGGGGCUCUGAUAGAAGAGGAUGGCAGGAGCCUUGAUUACCAGUCCGAACCCAGCCUGGACAUCCCCAGCUACCGCAAGAGCUCCCUUCACAAGACCUAUCAGUCUUCCCCACUCCAGAUAGAUUCCUUUGCUAUCAAUUCACGAUCUCUGAGCCUGAAAUCUGCUGGCAGGAGAGGGACAGACAAAGUGCCCCUUCAUCCAAUAAAGUCUGAAGGGGCGGCUUCCACUCCUUACAAAAGCAUCUUUUCUCCCAAUUCCCUGUCGAACAGAAACGGGAGUCUUUCAUAUGACAGUUUGCUAAACCCCAUGUCACCCUCGGGGAGGAAGUGCGUUGCCCAUUCUGCAGUCAGCUCUGUCGGGUACCACUCACCGUAUUUAUCAGCCAAAAUGUGCCAUCUCCGGGGGAGCGAGCUGCAACGCCAACCACCUCAGAGCUUCAGCCCAGUGCUGGGGGGCCCAGCUCCACAUCAGCGAGACCCCUCUCCAGUCCGCUAUGACAACCUUUCCAAAACCAUUAUGGCAUCCAUUCAGGAGAGGAAAGAGAUGGAAGAGAGAGAGAAGCUCCUCCACUCGCACCCCGAUUCCGUGUUUGCAGACUCGGGUGUCUAUGACACCCCUAGCUCUUACAGCCUUCAGCAAGUCAGCACGCUCUCUGAAGACCCACGCAGCAUGGCGAUGAGAUACGGAUCUAGAGACAAUCUGAUGGCUGCUACCAGUUUUAGCACAAGGAACCCUAUACUGCAGUCCUCAGUGUCUUCGCUCUCAAGUGCAAUGACAAGAGCUCCAAGGACUUCCACAACCUCUCUGCAAGCUGAUUUAGCCAAUAACAAUGUCCAGACGCAUCAAGCACUACAAGGCAGGGUGAGCAAUGGCUCCUACAAAUCACCAGGCCACCAGGUCCCAUCGUCCCCCACAGGAAUGCCUAGGUCACCCUCUUACGGAGGCCCAAAGGCUGUCUCAUUUGUAAACACUGUGGAAAUUACAGAGGUGCAAUCAGUGGAAGCACAAAGGGAUGACAUACAGAUGAAGACACCGCACAGUAAAAUAAAUGGACAGCCAAAAGGAAUAUCUAGGCUAGGCUCAACGUCAAGUUCCCAAGGAACACCCGUCAGCCCUGCUAGACACUCAAAUGUUAAGAAGGUGUCUGGAGUUGGUGGAACAACCUAUGAAAUUUCAGUGUAAAAUAAAAUUAAAUGAAAACAAAGAGCCAUCCACUCAGCCAGCCAUGAAGCUAGGAGCACUGUGAAGACUCAAUUAACAACAAAGAAGGAGCAGCAGCAGCUGGCCACUCUCCUUUUUUCUUGUUUUGGAUUUGUUCUGUUUUCAUCUGUCUUUUGGCCAAAUAAACAGCUGCAGCCUUAUUCUUGACGGAGUAGAACUGUACAGUCCAUCAGAUUCGUCUUAACUGACAGACGGGAACUGGCUGCCACCUACCACCACAACCACAGAGCGGAUUUUUUAUGCAAGAGAGUGCUGAAGCCAUUGUGCAUCUGUCUGCCCAACAUUGUGUACCAGUAAUGCAGUGAAAAAAGGGUCAGUCCGGGAUCGUUCUGUUUUCCUGUGCCCCUUCCCAGUUCUUCUGGCCAGCCACGUGUCCAGCAGGAGUCAGAGGUCCAGCUGCUGCUUUUCUGCUGGCGAGGAAAGCGUGCUCCCUGUGCUGGGCAGUCUGCAGGUGUGAGAGCUGCCCUGCGUCUCCCAGGCGUGGCAGGUCAGGUUCUCCUAGGCAGGAGUGGGGCAGUGCACCCUGCACCACGAACACUGUGUCAUCUUCCAAAGGCUCUCUGCUCUUCUGUCCCAGCUGGGUGCAGGAGAAAGGGCAGCGGCCGCUUCUCCCAGUCUGCUGUUCGCCUUCCCACGUAUGAAACAAACGUGCGUGCACCCUCGUGUCUGUCUGAUGGGAAAGGACUGCACCACCAGUGAGGAUCUUCCACUCUCACCUCUCAUCCCUUUUUUUUAAAGGCUUCUGUGACUCAGAAAUAAAUCCAUGUGGACACGAAAGGAAGUGUUCAGAUGGGAACAAGUUCUAAACAGUCAUCAGCUGCUUUCCCUGCACCCUCCCUCUUGCCUGUUGGAUCCAGGCAGUAAGGUGCUUACUGCCGUGCCUGGUGCCCUGUGCAGUCCUGCAGCAGGGUUAGCAUGAGCUGUUGAAUUUACAGUGUGUGUAACUGAGCCAAGCGUAAGUCUAUAGGAUAUAAAUUUGGUGUCUGCCUGAUGACUGGCACAUUCCCUCUGGUCUUCAGUACUGUAAGACAAAGGAUUUUUCUGUUUGGUUUUUGAAUUUUCUUUCUGUUGGGGAACAACUUUUUAAAAUAAUAUCAAAAGAUUUAACAUUCUGAGGUUUCCUUUCCUUGUCUACAGAAAACUACGUUUGCUUUGUUGGAUUUAAAGACGACUUUGCUGUUUAAAAACAAACAGAAAACGCAAGAAAGUGUUACGUUAUUUUUUGUCUCAGAAAUCAGAACUCUGGUAACUCUAAUUUUGGGGCAAAUAUUUAUUUCCUUUCUUUUUUUUUUUCCAUUCCUGAUCUCCUUCUCACUUGCUAUCAAAAGUACGGAGGUCUGGACGAAUGCUAAGCAGCCAGAGUGUGUGUUCUAUUAAAAAUAUCCUGAGUGACUGUUGCCAAAGUCAGUAAAAAUCAUUCUUUAUCACUGAGCCAGUCAGCAUAUGAAACCUCGACUUUUCACCUCGUUCUCCUGGUAAAUAGUUUUGACUAGAGAGCUAAAUUCCUUGUUUUUCAGGAUAUUGGUUUCAAGGGGCUAAAUCCUUUCCAGUCCUUGACCAUAAUGGAGAACUCUCCAGCUAAUUGGUAGCCAUUCAGGAUGUGUCGAUAACAUUUUACUUGUGUUCAUCUACGUCGAGAUUAAUUAUUCCAGAAGGCAAAUAUUGACCUCAGUUUUGCCUGGUUAAAAUGGAUCUUUUGAUGUGAUAAAUGUUGACAUCUACUGCAAUACAGAGUUACUACAUGUUCCUUUUGUAUCGCAUGAUUUUGGAGAGGAAGACUGAAGUAAGCAUAAUUAUGUGUAAAGCUCUAUAUUGUCCGAAGGGAGAAAUCGAGAAAGCAGAGCAGCUGAAAUAGGCCGAAGUUAUGAGAGAGUGAAGUAGGAAUCAGUGUGCAUUUUAUGGCCUCGGUGAUAUUUUAAAUGCCUGCUGUAAGGGCAUUGCAGAGAAGCAGUCGUCCUGCUGUGCAGAUUUGUUUGCUGCCAUGUGGAUAUCGCCGUUAGUUGGAGGCGCCGCGGUGCCAGAAGAGUGCUGGCAGACUGGAUCGGGUACAGAGGGAGCAAUGUGUGCUAGAAGACUGGACAAGCUGGCUGAUAGGAAGAUUCAAGGGGCUGAAAGCAUGUCACUGGCCAAGCAGUGAUUUGGAAAUUGAGUAUGAUAAUUUUACAGAUAUGUUAGUUAAAAUAGGUAAAACCAAAGGCAAACCAGAGUUGUUCCCUGGUUUACAUUCAGAGGGAGGAGACGACGAUAGGGAAGGAGAAUGGGAGUAGUCUUCCAAGGCAGAAUACUGGAAACUACAGACUGAAGACAGUCAGACCUUAUUCAGAUACGUGAUGAGAGAAGGUUCUGCUCAAGGUGGAGCUGCAGGGCCAAGAAGCUACACCCUGCAGCCUCAGAUUUCUGCUGUCUUUAACUGUUACUGAUCUGCAGUUCUACCCUGAUGUUAGCUCCUCUGCAAGGUGCAGGACUUCCUCAAGGGCUGGAAUUCACUCUGGUGCACAGAAUAACAGGACACUCACCUGUUAGUUAAAUGCCAUGUCUGCCACACGUCAGGGGAUGGUGGCACAGAAUUUGGGCUCACCAUCUAGAUGAGGGCACGUUAUCAUGUACCUAUGAAUAUGUGCAUGAAAUACAUGCAAGCAAAGCUGAGAAUCUGCACCAGUGUUGUAUUUGAGAUUUGCAUCCCAGCGACGCUCCACUCUUUCUUUCUUCUGCAUUUGUAAAAUGCAGGAGAUCAUUCUUUCUCCUGCAUUUGUAAAAGAAAAUGCUAUUGAGGAACUUGAAGGGCCAGAGAGCCUCUGAAAUUAACUGCAUUAGGUCAUGAGAGAAGAAUCUCUCAGUAAGACUGAACACAGUGGUGUACGUAUAAAGCACUAAUAUCCAGGGUUCUUUCUGAAGGAAAGGGCAAGGGAGGAAAGGAUGACUGCACUUGACUGCACUGUCAUUACAGGCUCAGAUGUAAGGAUUAUGUAUUUUGUGAGUUGUUUUGGCCACAGUUAAGACGCAUUGGAUAUGGUAACAGGUUUACAAUGGUACCAAAGUCUUUUUUUUUUUUUUUUUUCUUUUGGGGUUUGCAUAUAAUUCAGUGCUCAUAGCCUGGAGUAAAUCAUUCAAGUUUUCUGGCAGAAUAAGCUGAGCAGAACUGUUAACAGGAGACUGCAUGCAGCAAAUCCAGCCUCCUUUCCAGCCAAGGCACUGAACCUACAGCCGUUCUCUUACAUGUAAGCACCUGUGUCCAUAGCUCCUAUUGCAGGGGAUCUACUUACUGCAUCUGAUUUAGGAGCAGAAUCCCCUCCCUUGUUAAAAUAUUGUUCUUCAAACAGUUCACAGGUUAGCAGCCAAGUUCUUCUAUUGCCCAAAUCCUCAGUUUUUACAGACACUACAGCCAAAUUUUCAGGUGGUGUAAACUGGUGUGGCUCCACUGAAGCUAAGUAAGUGAUGCUGAUUUUCAGUAGGUGGGAUCAGCUAUGGAAAUCCAGCACAAGUUAACACAUAUUAUAAAGUAGCUUCUUGAUUUUGUCAUGUUUAUUUCAUGUUCAGAAGUCUUAAAGCUUUUCAAUGUGUUUUUAUUUUUAGCUGUGGAUUGUAUUACUUUAAAAAAAAAAAAGCAAUAGAUUUUGUUUAGUUUAUGCAUCAAUGUUCAUUGCAUAUUGCAUUUCAUUAGCUGUUCAUACACUCCCAUUUAGCCUCCAGGUUUCCAUUGUAGUGCAAUCUGCCUUGAAAAGUUGGAUCUCUGUAUUGUUAAUUGUAUAAUAUAUUGAGCAUUAUGAAAUUAAAUGUACCUUACUAUGUGGGUGGGAGAGAGAGGAAAUAUUUUUACUUGAAGCCUUAAUAUUUUCUUUUUUUUUACUGCUUUGUUUGUUGACCUCAUAGGAAAGUCUGAAUAGCAAAGACUUUGGGCCAAAUACUGCACUGAUAUGCAACCAGCAUUUGGCCCCCAUGUCAAAACUGGACGCAGACAAAACCUGAAGGUAACAGGGGAGAAAGCCUCAGGGCAGCAUCUUUUCCUGGAGGUCAUUAGAACAGUCUGAGCUGUGUCUGUAAGUAAGCACAUUGAAGAAGUCCUCAAGUCUUGAAUUGUAAAGAAAGGUGAUAGCAGGAACUGCCCAAAUAUCUUACAUUUGCUUUUUCUUUUUUAAAUUAAAACAGAUGUAAUUGCAGUUUGCUCAGAGCUGUAAGGGUUGCACAGAGCUGUGUUAGUAGCCGCGUGCAGCAAAUGAACUGUGCUGAGUGGCUGUUCUGGAAUUGCUAACGAGGCAUAAUGUCACAUCAGCUUGGCCUGAGAUGAUCACCCUGUGGGCGUUACGUGGUGCUCCUCAGGAAUGCCUACUCUACAAGCCUAAUGUGGAAAUGUGGUUUUGUUUGGGCUAUAUCUGUGGUCCAGACUAGAUAUAUAUAUAUAAGUAUAUAUAUAUACAAUUUUUAUUUUUAUGUGGGGAAGAUGAGGUUAAGGUUGCUGUCCCUGACAGUCUGGAAAGCUAAUGCUGAACCGUUUCUAUGGUCUGUAUUUCACCUGUUCUGCCACCUUGAAUUGUUGGAAUGUAUCCGUGCAGGCUUUGUGGAGCUCUGUCUGUAACCUUUUUUGUGGCUCUCGUAAUACAUACAUAUAUAUUUUUAAACCUUUGAGUCACUUCAGUAUUUUAAAGCGUCCAGUGUCCCUGGUGCGUUGUGCUGACAUGGCCUCGGGUGCUCAGUCGGUCUGUGGGGUGCUGCCCCUUUUCAUUUCUGCUUCUGCAAAACGUGGACUGAAACAGCUGAACUGGGCAGGCCAGUUCCAGUGCAGAACCCAUGGGUGUCAAAAUAUUAAACCAAGUGAUCGCAGGUGCUCAUCUUCAAGGUGCUUUGAGUAGAAAAUAAGAACCUUCUAAAAAGUGCCUCCUAGUUGUGACCAGUGGAUCAUGCUUUUGGGGCCGCAGCAGGUAGUGCAGGGACAGCGCGAGGUGAAGCUUUUCCUAGAGUCUGUUGUGAAAGUUGUGGGACUUAAUAGGAAUCCUGUGGUCCAGCACAAUCGGGAAUUGUUGCUACAGAGUAGUGUGGAAAAAAGUGUUCUAUCCAGGAUAUCUGGAUUUAUACAUCCCAAAGAUGUAUGACUUUUCAUCUAUCUAUCUUCAUCUGUUUCUGUUCUUUGGAAAUACGUCCAUUUGAUGUGUAAGAUUGGCUUAUAAUUCACACAAUUGCCAAACUCCUAACAGCAGCUGCUUCAGGAUUUCUGAUGCUGUCAUUUGCAUAUGUAGACUAAUUAUAUUGAGCAGGAACCCAUUCAAACUUGUUCAUUAUAAAUAGCAAUCGUAUCUGUGUGCCGUAGAGGCAGAGGUUACCUUAUUACAUGUCCAAAAACUUAAUCAACAGGCUCCAUUGAUGUUAACUAAGUCAAACAGAUUUAUGUAAGGACAUGAACUGUUUUAGUACAUUUUAUUUAAAGACAUGUUGGCUUACAGAGGUCUUGGCUUUCCUCUCUCUAAGUAAUGGAUAAAUUAUCCACGUUUAUAUUCAAUUCUCCAUCACUGUUAUUAUUUUUUUUUUAUUCUGCAGGAUGAGUUUCAGUUCACAUUUUGGAACAUAAUAAGGAGAGACAAAGGAAACUAUUUAUACAGGUGACUCUAUCUUCUAAGAGAGAAGCGGUUAUAUAAUAAAUGGAUUAGAGUUACUGUCAAAAUAGGUUUUGUUCAUCUUGUCACAAUAACUUGAAUUUUAAAGUAAGGCUUAUUUCAUAGCUGAUAUCUGUAUAGCCCUGAAACAUUUGCAAGGUUCCUCGGUUAGACAUUUCAAAUUAUAUGAAGAAAUAUGAUCUACUUCUGCAGAUUAAAGAGUCUCAGAGAAGUGAUGGUACAUUUUACAGUGCCUUAUAUAUAUGUGUAUAUAUAUAUAUGUAUAUAUAUAUAUAAUGCCUAUGUGUAUAUAAUGUAUACAUAACUGUACAUAUAUUCAAGUAAAACUAGUUCUAGGUGUCCCUAUCUGGUGUAUUUUAAAUGGAACUGAUCUGUGUUGAUAGAAAAAGAAAUGGUUGUAUCAGCAGCAAAAUACAAAACCAAAAAUACUUAUUAAAACAUUAGCAAAUAAAACAGACUGAAAACAGUGUUUCUGCCAGUGGUUAUGUUCCAUGCUGUGGAAGACUGGUAGGUAUGCCCACUAAUUUAAGGCAUGUUUGGAGAAGAGAAAGCACUGGUGGAAGUUGGAGAAGGCGGAGAACAUCAGAGAGCUUUCCUUUCACCCCAGCACUGUGCCCCUGCUUUAAUAUCUGCACUCACUGUGUUACGAAUUUGCCCUCUGUGUGAUGAAUUCUGCUUUUUCUCCUGAAGCCACGUAUGAGUUUGGCUGUGGGACCUGAAGGCCCUGCUGGUCUGACCUGCUGCUGCUAAGCCCACAUUCACUGCGUGCCACGUGGCUGCAUCAGCAGCAAAUGGUGACCCUGAGCGUCCCUGGAGCUGGGCUGUCCGUGGGAAGCUGUGAGAGCACGAGGGAUCCCUGAGAGCCCCCAGUACAAGAGAGCUGAAGUGGGGGGUGGGCUGUCUUCCAGGGGCAGCCGAGAGCUCUGAACUGUCAGAAAUUGCCUGAAAUGAGUGGCCUUGGGAAACCCAGCUCUCACUGCAAGAUCCUUCAGCCUCACUGACAUUGAUCCACCAGUUCUUUCCAAUGGGCAAAAUGGUUCCUUCCUGCCAAGUGUUUUUUUCUCCCAACAGGCAUGCGGUCUUCUGAUACAGGCUAGAUACAGAACGGGAAUUUUUGCAAAGCUUCAGACAGUGGAUCUUACCUAGGGGGAGAGAGAAGUGUCUUCUGAGGCAAGAGAUGCAUCUCAAGAUUGUAAGGAGGAUUCUUUAUGUCUUGCUUUUUUCAUGCAAAUUAUUUAAUGCUGUGCUGCCAUGCUGUUUGCCCUUUAGACAUGCUUUUUUUUUUUUUCUGUAGAUUUUCAUAUAAUAGUGUGACCAUUUAUUUGCAGGGAAUGUAAAGGACUGACAUGUCCUACCCUUACAGUAUAUUAGAUCCUAAAAUGCUGGCCUGAGGAGGACAGCAUCUGAGUAGUGUGGGCAGUGCUGAGCUUUACCAGUAUUUCCUAAACACAAUCCAAUUUUUUGUCCAACUCUAUUUUUAAAGCAGCCUCUCUCCCUACUGACAGAACCUUGAUGUCUUCAUGUAUGUGCUUUUGAGUGGCAGCCAGCAAGGAGGGAUGUGGGUGUACUAGUGGAGCACCAAAGCAGUGCUUUCCUGCUUUCUGGCUUGUCCUUUCUCAUCACGUGCAGGUAAGUGUCUCCUGGGCAGUGGUUUCUUCCUGCAUCCCCUGCAUGAAUGGAUCUGAUUUGGAAGGAUCCUGUGAUGCCAUUUCAUUGAAAUGUGUAAAACCAAGGAAUUAAGUACUUCUAAGUAGGUGUUGGUUAUGACUAGCUUUUCAGAUGCACUGUGACAGCAUGCAGACGAACUGCUGUGUUGUUGGCCACAAUCUUUUAGGAUUAUAGCUCUGUGCUGCUGUCUUGCUGGCGCUUUCCCAGCACUGAGCUGAGAUCUGCAGGAUGAGCUGCAGCAGUUUGAUGUUCACUUGGAAGCACAGUCUGCACUUAAGGUGCAGGAAUGGGCACCGGGCAGUUUGGCACCAUUUCCUGGCUCCACUGCAAAUUGCUGCUGACCUUGCACAUCUGUCUGUGCCUCUUUGCUCCGUGUCAGAUGGGGAUGUGACUCCCCAGCCUCACAAAUGUGUUGUGUUUGUGAGAAGCACGAAUCCCAUUGUUCUGCAGUCUGUGUGGCUGGAGCCAAGCAGAUGCAUCCCACAGGUAUCCAGGAGCAAUAGGGCAGAUGGGGGGCAUAUUUAACCUCCAAGUAUCAUUUCAGGACACAUUCUUGGGAAGAAGUUUUUGGGUGUUUGUGUGAUUGGUGUUGCUGACAGUCAUCUUAGUGCUGACUUUGAAGGGCAGUUUUAGUACAAAUAUGAUAGAAAUGUCUGCCUUGAUCAUUCCCGUGACCUCUUGCAUAUUUCCUUAUAAUCCAAACCCCCUUCAUAACCCUGAUACAGCACUAUCCUCAUUCUAAGGGAUCAUGUACUUGAUUGCCUCAAGCAACUCAGCUUUUUCCUGCGUGCUUAUUGAAAUAGGUGUACAUAAUACAAUAAUAAUUAAAGUUGCUGAGUAGAAAUACAGUAAAAUAGCUGUAGGGCCAUUGCAGUGUGCUUUGAUAGCACAGAACACAGAGUGAGAGCUGGAAAAAGAGGUAAUGGAAAAGAGAAAAGAAAUACCUUCAGCUGACAUGAAAGGGAAUAGAUAGUGUCAGUAGAGAGCAAAGGGCAGCUGGUUUUAUUGCUGGCAAGAAAAGUUUCCUCCAGUUUCUAUCAGCGUGAAGGAUUGGCUGGGUCAGGCAGCACGCUGUUAAGUACAUAGAAGGUCUCUUCUUCCUCUCCAGAUGGAUUCCCAUCAUUAUAUUUUGGAAUGUCAGAAGGUUAUAAUGUAGGCAGGGCCUUGACCAGGGCAGGGCUGUGAGGCAGAGCAGUAACAUAAAUCUUCAGAGCCCUUUAAAGGAUUAGUCUGGGGGCAGAAAACAAGCCAGCAGGAGAAAGUUCAAAUGAAGAUCUGUCCUCGCAGGAUAGCCAUUAGUUUUUGGCAAUUCAGAUUACUCUGCAUUUGUCUCUGAGAGGGACUUAUUGUAUAAAAUGCUUGUUUUGAUUUUAAGCAGCAACCCAUCCUACGAUGCCACGUGUCUGUCACCUGUACCAUAAAAAUCCCAGAGCAAUACACUGUACAAGGAAUUCCCCAAGUGAAGUAAUUCCAGCAAAGACAGUCAGAAACGUACUUAGUUUGAAACCAGAUGGCUACUUCUGCUGACACUGGCUGUAUUUGGCAAAUACUGGAUAGAAUUUCCAAGUCACUGCACACACACAUGGACAUAUUUACAUUUUUGUGUGUGUGUGUGUGUGGAUAUACAUAAUAAAAAGCACAGCCUUUUAAUUGUGUGUGCUGUGAUUCAUCAGCAGCAAUAGCUUUUGGCAGGGACAUAAUUUCAAAUCUCCUGCUGAGGGUGUCUGCCAGAACAUUGUUGGACAGAGAUAGGAUGAGGAAAGUUACUUAUAAAUGGGGAUAAUUAGGUCCUGUGCUUAUUAGUGCUGGGAAGGAGACAGAAAAACGAAAAAGUGUAGUACUACUUGUAAUACAAGAAGAUGCUCUCCAUGAUUCUCUCCUUGAUUCAGUGAGAACCAAGCACCUCAGCUGAAAUAGCAUCAAUAUGUGCUGCUCCCAGGUGGCAGAUCUGGGGCUGGGGAGGGGUUGUCAUGUGUAGGACAGACGGAUCUCAACUAUACUUAGUCAGGCUUGAAAUAGUACCACAGGAUUCAGCUCCGCUACUGCAGGUGCUGAGCUCUUGUAACCGAUGUGACUCUCAUUACUGGCUUUUGUGUUUUGUAUUCAGGCAAAAAUAAACCCUGAACAAAUAUGAAGUGGACUAACUCCUCUUCUUCAGCACUGCUGGCGCACUGUGAGGAGAUGGCCCUGGCUCAAUCUGGUGUUGUGCUCAUCUCUGUCAGCAGAGGAAGGCCUGUGUCUGUGUCACAGCAGCCACAUGGAUGUACGUUACGUCCAUUUGCCUUGAGAAAUACUGUCAUUAAGACAAGUGCAUCAUUCCUCUGGUAUUCUCCCUGCAGGUAUAAGCCUAAUGAACACAUAGUAAGGUCAUAGUUUGUCCUGCAAGUGCAGAUUUUUUAAGCAUUGGCACAAUGCUGAGAAGGUGCGUUGUUCAGGGUGAUCAGUGUGCUUAAUGGUGGCUCUGAGCGAGUGCUUUGCUUUGCCUGGGCCUCCCUGCCUGACACGGGGCUGCUGCUGGGGGAAACGGCUCGCAGAAGCCCGGCUGCAGCAGCUACUGCUGCCAUGCCACCAGCAGAGAACGGUGUGGAUGUGGGUUUCUCCAGACCCGUAGUUAGAACCGCUUCACCUAAAAGUUAUUUCAUCUCUUUUUUUCCCUGCACGGCCUGUAUGUGAACACACUGCUUCCAAAAGAAGAACAGCAGGGUAUAGACGGCCCGUGUCAAGCUCAUCCCUAGGGUGAUAGUUCUGAAGGAACACAGGGAUGCUGGGAACCAGCUCUGAACAGAGAGGUAGGAAAGAACAUAGGAAUACUAGAGUUUUGCCUUUGUAGUUUUUGUUAAGUUUUAAUGGAUUGUUAAAAGUAGAAAUCCCCUAAAUUGUGUAGUGCUGUACAUCUCAGCACCUAAAAUGGUUUGCAAGCAGAGUGCUCCCGUUAUUGCUAACACUGACAGUUUGUUAGCAAAAUCAAGGUUUACUGAUAGCUAAGACAAAAGGGUUGGGAGGGAGCUGUUCUUGAGGCAAUAGUAUCAAAUCUCUUUUUGUUUCCUGGAUAGUGAUUGCAGUAAAAUGCUCUGCUUAUGUUUCCAUUCCUUAGACCAUCUGUUUCCAAUGAGACCCUUCUGGCGUGAUGCAUCAUUAUUUAUUAGAGCAUUACAUUAGAUAACACAGCAUUAGUAUUUUUGUAAUAAACCCUCCAUUUUAUGAGUAUGACUUCAGGGGCAGAAUUGGAUGCCUUUCCUUAGUGAAAGAGGUAGAGACAGUAUUAGUAUAAUUAGUUUACCAGUUCAGAAAUGUUCUUUUUAGUCUUUCACAAAGAACAUUUUUGGUGCAUCUUUUGAUUUGUAACUGUGCAUGCUCGUGUUUGGUAAACACAAACGUUCUAGUUUUAAAGGGCCCUGCUGCUUACUGAGGGAGAAAGGAGAGAGACAGCCUUGGUCAGCUGCUCACAGCUGUAUUUGAGAUACUUCUCUUUACCAGUGAUACCCAGCACUGCUAAAAAUUCCCUUUCCAUCUGCUUCGGCCCAGGAGAUGGUGACUGCGAGCUCCAGGUUAAGAAGUGGGUUAGUCUUUCAUGAUUGACUUUCUCUGCCCUAGAUAAGGUGAAGCCUCGUUUUAAGUGUGUUUAUGGAGAGGGUGUCUGUGGAGGAGGACAAGUCUUUCAUCCCCAGUGAGCUCCUCUCUCGUUUUUGUUUGGCCAAAAGAAAGCUGAAGGAUCCUUGAGUGCAUGACUCAAUUGUGAGAUUAAAGUCAAGAUCUGAAUCAGAUCUGGCAUGGAUUUGUGUAGACUUCCUUUCAUGCCAGAAUCUCCCUAGAUUUUAUGUUGUAUUUAACCAACACAGAUCUUGUGUGGUUGUGUUAAACUUUCAGUGGAGCAGUCAGAUACGAUCAGAAAGCCAAUAGCACAGCUUCCAAAUCUUUUUCUUCUUUUUUUUAACUUGUCAAGUCAUACAAACCAAUGAUGCUUAAAAGCAGUAUUUCUUGCUCUCUGAAACGUGUAUUAAAUGAGCUCAAGUAGACAUCAUUUUAUAACCCAAUAGUUUAAACUAGCAUAUCAUUUAAAUUUUGCUGGGCCUGAAGCAAGCCAGGAUGACAUCAGUAUUUCCUUCACGAAGGCCAGCAGUGAGCCCACAGUGUGUCUGAAUGCAUUUGGAUCCAAUGACCUCAUGUUUCCUUUUCUCUCUCCCCUCUUUUGCUAAUAAAUUUACAGCUGCAUUUUGUAUCAUGCGAGAUGAUACAUUGUGAGCAAACAUAUCCGGGUUGUGGAAAAGGCUUUUUUUCAUUUCUUUCAUGUCAGAUGUCCUUUUACUACUCUAAUGGUUUUGUUCUUUGAAAAAGUGCCUGAAAGUUCCUAAGUUUUUCUUGCCAGCUGUAGGCUAGAGACCUACAUAGCUAAUGGUAAACAUCUAAACACUUCUCAUCUCUGCAGUGAUCUGGGUCCCGUGCAGGAAACAGGAGAUCUUUGUACUCCGUGUGCAGUGAAGCUCUCACCGAGAGCUGCUGUUGCUCCUGCUGUCGCCAUCAGGUUUUGCUGCCUGCCAGGAGAAAGCAACACUGUUUGUCAGGCAGCAUCUGUGCCGUCUUUUCUGACGAAUCUGUGACUUCUGGAGGUUGUUGUCCCCAGAGGGCAGCUGGCCCUCAGCUCGCAUAGCUCUGCAUCUCACCCAGGUGGGAUGGCCGCACUGCAGCUAUCAGUAGCACCAGCUAUCAGUAGCACCAGCUAUCAGUAGCACCAGUGUGCUGCUGCUGGACUAACAGGAUAAUUCCAUUAGUGGGUACCAUCAGGAGUUGUUAUCCUCUUAGGGGGAUUUUCUGCUCGCAGAUGAAACACAACACAAUGAAAUGGGAUUAGAAUUGUAGUCAUAUGAGUAUUAAAACAAACACAAACCGAGAGCAUGGAGUGAAAUGGCUCCUAAUGCAGUGCAGGGCGGUGUGUCUGAGCUGUGGGUACCGCUGCAACCAGUUGGUUUUUUUCAGCCUGGUUGACUUCAAGCUCUACAGAAUGGUAAACUUAAAUUAAAAAUAAUAUUUUUGGAUUUACUGAGCAAAAUAAUACUCUCAAAGGUGAUCUCAAAAGACUUUCGCACAUGAAGUAUGACAGUCCCUAAAGCAACCAAAACUAAACUGCACUGUGAGCAUCUGCAGAGGAGAUUUCUGAUGGUGAAGUGUUAUCACAGAAGAGUGACAUCCAAGAUGCAGCACUGAGGCAAGCAAUCAUAUUACCCAUUUUCUUUUCUAGCACAGUGAGAUUUACCAGGUGUUCAGCAAUGUGGUGGGUUUUUUUUUGGCUGAGAAAACAGUUCUGAUUGCUGCUUAUGAUGGUCAUGGAGCAGUCUGUGAGUUCCCUGCUGGUGGCUGAGCACAGCCCUGCUGUGAGCCAAUGACAGGCAGAAUUCCCUCUGUGGGAAUGGGGAUCUGGGCCUCAUCUUGGACAUUUUGUGCAAUCAGUGCUUCUGUAACAACACCAAGAUUGCACUGAGAUUUGGUUUUAGAUUUCAGUUCACACAAGUGGGAGAUUUUUAUUUAUUUAUUUAUGUAUUUUUUGAGCAAUUGCAGUGUUUGUCCCAUCCAGCUUCAGCCCAGCCCCAGGCAGGGAAUGGGACCACCUGCAUAGGCAGCCCUGUCAGCUGCUGGGAAAAGAGGAGUGCUCUCUAUGGAGAUUAGGUUGUGAGUUCUGUAAGUAAGCUUUUGUUCUUCUCAGCUCUUGAUGAGAAAGAAGAUAUACAGUGUAGGUAUAGCAUCUCUAUGAUAAGGGCUAAUACUUCCAAGUUAAAGAAAAUAACAAAAUAGAAAUGUUAAAGCUACGUGAGAGGAAACAUUAAGCUCAGUACCUUAGCUAUAGAGACAGAGGUAUGCAAGAAGGACGGAAAAAAGCAUCAAGUCUGUAGCAAACGUUCCUCAGUCCUUCUGUCCGAGCUGUGUGGCCGCAGCGGGUCUGCGGGGUGCGCGCUGCUGUGCUGUGCUGAGCGUGAAACAGAGACACGGAGCGGCGGCUGAGGGAAGGACGCGGAGCUGAGAGCUGGGAAAGGCCCAAGUUCAGCACGAGGGCCGCUCCCGCUCCGCCGCGGUGUCCUGCAGCGCUCCGUGCGGGGAGCAGCGCUUCGUGCUCCGCUCUGCGCUCACGGCGUGCAGCACGGCUGCUGCCAGCCCUGCGCUGCCGCACCGGCGCUGUGCUGUGCGGGUCGGGGAGCUGCAGCGUGGAGAGGUGGAUGGGAAUUGGACGCAUUGUUAAAGACGAAAAAUCUGAAACGUGGCAAACACUGCACUUGCAAAACUCUGAAUGUAAUAGGUGGAAAUGAGCGAUGAAUUUGGAUGCCGGCUCAAAAGGAAAAGCACCCCGUUCUGCUUAUCUUUCCGCAAGGAUUCAGUCGUUUUUAACUUGCGGACAGGUGCAUACAAAGCUCUAAAUGAUUGCUCGUGAGACCACGUGAGGUUCAGCACUGUGUGCACAGGGAGCUGCAGCUCCGCCGUGCGGGCAGGGGAGGAACAUUGGAGCUCUGGGCACGGGGCUGCAGGGCUGCCGGACAGGGAGAGAACUGCGUGUGGCUCCUGGGGUUCUGCGGCCGUUACUGCGAUGCUGGACGUGACUGUGCAGGGAUGGCGUUGGGCCUAUCUGGAAAGCCGCUGUUCUGCUGCUUUGUCAGAGGUAUUUCGGGUGGGGCCUAAAGGUGAGACGCUGACCAAAUCACACGUGAUGAACGUACCGAUCGGGCACCAGAAAUGACAAUUUGUUUCUCUUCUUGAUCCGGAAAGGAGAAGGAAGCCUGCACAAAGGAAGCGGUGACUGAAGCAAGGCACGUUGU
Messenger RNA from Phasianus colchicus (ring-necked pheasant), 16597 nucleotides. It is a transcript of the gene ZDHHC8, whose product is annotated as zDHHC palmitoyltransferase 8. The record is from RefSeq and is a predicted model, not a curated record. Gene Ontology annotation, biological process: protein palmitoylation. Gene Ontology annotation, molecular function: palmitoyltransferase activity. Gene Ontology annotation, cellular component: Golgi apparatus. Lineage: Eukaryota; Metazoa; Chordata; Aves; Galliformes; Phasianidae.